Messenger RNA from Leptomonas pyrrhocoris, 7949 nucleotides. RefSeq lists its product as hypothetical. Gene Ontology annotation, cellular component: intracellular anatomical structure. Bases 933 to 7949 code for a protein of 2338 amino acids. The transcript has a single exon. Gene Ontology annotation, molecular function: ATP binding; RNA binding. NCBI's taxonomy places the organism in Eukaryota, Euglenozoa, Kinetoplastea, Trypanosomatida, Trypanosomatidae. The record is from RefSeq and is a predicted model, not a curated record.
AGAUUUGUGGGCAGUCCCCACCGAACGUAAAAGAGAAGACAAAGUCGUGCAGCGCGUUCAAGUGCUGAGCAGAAAUCGAGGGGUAGCACCUGCACUUGCUCGAAUAAAAUACAUUAAAAGGAAAGAAAAGACCCUCCCCUCUCUCCUUCUAUUGUUAAGAUAAUUCAACGGAACUUAAAGAAGCGGUGGAAAUAACUGGUGGCGUUGGCGCUGCCGUUGUUGGGGAUACAAAACACUCGCUGCGGGCCAGUUACAGUCAGGUGCAUAAACUAUCUUCACAGAAAUACAGCUGUAUCGUUUUGUAGGCUGCAGAGCAUUUUCUUUUUUGCUUCCAAAUUAAAAAAAGGCUGCACCCAACUGUAGGAAAACCAUUCAUCAAACCCACGCCGCAGCAUCCCCGGUUAUCACCAAAGGAACACAGCAAACAACAACACUCAAAGGAAAAAAACGUUGAGUAGAGAGAGCUGCGUUUUUUCCUUCUUCCUCUAUCACCACGCUGUUCUUUCUCCUGUUCAGCACUACACGAAAACACGUCUAGCAUGAGGUCUUUUGCGCAUAGACCUGCAGCGCUGGCGUCGACUGCGGAAUCGAAUCAGGCAGCGCUCUACCUCUGCUGCGUUCCUUCUCAUGCACCGCGUCGACGGUACCUUCGCGUGAUGUGGCCGUCUGCGACGCAAUCCUUCUCCAAUGCUCUUUUGAGACAAACGGCUCAGUCUUCUUUGCUCUCUGCGGUAGUGGUAGGCAUCCAUCGUACCUCAGCUCACACAACAUCGCUCAGCCGCUUCAGCACGUCCAGCGGGACGUACGAGGUCAUCAACCCAGCUGAGAUCGCCUUUAUGGACACCGCAGCGACCGCGUCGACCGACGCAAAACAACGUGGCAACACCGAUCAGGGCGAAACAGUCUCGUUCGAAUCGUCUCUGGCGUGGAGCAUGACGCAGUCCCGCUCGUUGCCGUCCGCCUUCGUCGAUGUCGAGCACGUCGAUCCGUUCGCGCGACCUCGGAUGCUCGGUUUUGUUCGCCGUCACCACAUUGAGGACUUGUCCGGCGAUGUCGGCUCCAAUGGUUCCAACGGCUCCGCUGACGCUGCGUUUGUGACGGAGGAGCUGCUUGGCGGUGCGUUUCACGCGCGCCUGUGCCUCCCCGUCACCCCCGCCGGCGCCCGCUUUCUCGGCUGCGACAGCGACGACACGCCGGGCGCGAAGUGUCUGUGGGCACACGGGGUGGCCAACACGGCGAAGGACGCGGAGCUGCUCGCAGCGAUGCACGCCGAACGCAUGGCCGACCUGCUCGGCUACCACCUCUACAGUCUGCCCUCGAAGCAGCGCAAACACGCGGAGAUGGCCCGUCAGGCCGGACGCUACGCCUCUACGCCGGACGAUCGCAGCAGCGGACCGUCCGCGCAGGAGCGCAGGGAGCAGUGGCCGCUGCCUCUUCGCCGCGUUCUCACGGACGAGGAAACCGAAGGCGGGAAGUGGCAGUUGGUGGACACCUCCGCGGCGGCGACGCGCUUUCUCUGCCCCGACCACACGUUGCUCUCACCGUGCAUGCUGGAUCCAAAUUCUCGCGUGCGCAUUGAGGCACGAUUUGGCGGUGCGCCGUCUGGAUGUCCCAGCUUUGCACAACAGCUGAGUGUGGAGAGGGUGCGUACCUUGACGGCCAGUAGUGUCGCGGAGGGUGGAUCAGAGUUCAUGGUCGCGCAGCUGGCGCUGCCGCCAGAACUGACGACACUGGCCACACCAAUAAUGGCUUCUGGCAAGGCAGUGGACCGCGCGACGGCGGUGCUGCUGGCAUGCAUGCAUGCGGAGCUACUGCUUGACACGCUGCACAUUCCUCUAUUUGAUGAUCCGGCGAAGCAGUGUUUGCACAGUGCAGCUGCUUGGUCGUUCGGCCGGCCGGCGCCGAUUGCCGGGGCAAAGCCGAAGAAUCCGUCCCACAUGCAUCUGCCAGAUCCGCUGAAGCAACUCGUCGUCUCCGGUCCAACGGGGCAGCGCACGUCGAUGCGAUCGGCAGAGGAGGAGUACUUCCACCUGCACGACAUCAUCACGGAGCAGACGGGCACUUUCGUUGAGACCAGCGUUGGUGAAUCGACCGCCGUCGCUGUGCUUUCGCGUUUUUUAGAAGCACACCAUGCCCCGCGUGCUACCGCCGCCUUCUUGCAGACCUCCGUGGCAGGGCGCGUCAAGUCAACCGUGCUGCUUCCGCUGCCGGAGUCGUACGGCAUCCGCGGCGGAGUGGGGAUUGCCUCCAACGCGCGCGAUGCCGACACCCUGGCCGCAAUGCACGCCCUUGACGUGCUCUGCAUGCUGAACAUCCCCGUCACGGUGGGAGAGAGUGACUUGGCGGUGCGUACGGAUGCUGCAUGGAAGGCGGCCCGGCGGGAGCGCAUCCCCGAUGUCCCCGCCACCGUCAGCGACGUCGCCACGCCGAGCCCGCCGGCGCGUCGGUGCAGUGCGAAGACAUUUACCUCAGUCAUCAGUGUCGAUGUGGGCCCACUUGCUGCGGCCUCAAAGGCGGCGCUGCCUACCUCUCCGACGUCUUCUUCCCACUCCAGCGCUGGGGUGGCGCCCACGGCUCGUCGUCGCGUGGCGAAGCGUGCCCAGCCCUCACCUGGGUCUGCAGCUCCUUCCUUCGCAACGGAUUGUGCACAAGGAAAUGCGGAGUCCACCCCGUCUGCACAAGCCGCGCCGUCUUCCCUUCCACGAACUCCGCAGGAAGAGGCAGCGGAGUGCGAGGCACGUCUUUCAGGGCUGCGGUCCGCCAUCGACCCCGAACUGUGGAACUUGACGGCGGACAGCCCGGAUGGCUACCUUAUGAUUUCUCCAGGAGCGCAGCAAGCAUCCGCCGUGGCCGAGUACGCGAUUGUGUCCCCGCGCAAGCUCGACAAACAGGCCAAGUCGCGCAUCAUCGAGUACCUGUCCACGGUGGGCCGGCGCCUCGAUGACGUGCUCACCAAGCAGGCCCUCGAUGAGAACGACACGGAGGGCCGCCCACGUCACCGAUGUGCGUUGAAGCUGCCUUUGCCGUCUGCGUGCGGCGAGCCGCGGCUGGCGCUGGGCGAGGCGGACACCAUCGCCGACGCCGAGCACGCCGCCUGCAUGCAUGCGGAGCUGCUUCUGGACGCGCUGGGUGUGUGCAUGUUCAGCGACGCGGUGAAGCAGCUGCGGCACGCCGAGGCCUGUGCGCAGUGGGGGCGCUGGGCUCCAUCAGGGCCGGGUCAGGAGAAGCCACCGACUACGCCGUCACCGCCGCCACUACGCCGCGAGCACGUCGGCUCUCUUCACUGGGAGCGGAAAAAGACGAAGAAAGGCGCUGGCUUUGCCGCUCAACGCCCCAUCGACGAAACCCCCAAGACAUCAAAGACGGAAGUAACGGCGGAGCGCGAGAAGAAAUCGCUGGGCGAGACGGAAAUAGAAGAUGAUACGAAGCAGUACGACUACGUGGAGGAGCUGGAUAUCGACCCUGUGGCGCGCACCCGGGUGCAGUACUUUUUGCGCCAUGAGCGACUUACCGCUGGUGCGAUGACCAACACCACCUUCAUGGGCCGCGGUGUGCUGACGCACGUGGUCGCGUGGGACCUGCCCCUGCCCGCGCGGCUGCGCCAAGAAACAGUAGAGGGGGCGGUGGCACAAGGGAGCGUUUCGUACGCGGUGAAGGGAGCCGCCAGCACUCGCAAGGACGCAGAGGCGCUCUCGUGGAUGCACGCGGAGCGUCUCCUCGACGCCGUCGAUAUUCCAAUCUUUCCGAACCUGCCGCAGUUGCAGGCCUAUCAUGCGGCGGAGGCGGAGAAGAAAGGCCGACACGCGCCGAAACUCACCUGCGACCCGUCGACGCCGCUGCCGGCCGCGGACAGCCUCCCGAUCAAACCGCUGCGUCUGCAAACAAAUACGCGACGCUUCAACGUGAGUCGCCCAGUGCCGCUGACGCCCGCAGAGGCUGCGUCGGAGCAGCUGUGGGAGAAGUACAUCACCGCCUGCGACGCCUAUAUCACUGCGACGCAGUACGCGGCGAACAAUCUGUUUUUCGCUGCGUGCCGCGUCCCUCGCACGGGGGAUGCGAUGAUUGACGCCGCCCUCGCCGAGGCCGAAGCCGCGCCGCUCGAUCGACAAAGUCGCACUCUGCUUCUUUUGUACGCGAACGCGUGCAAGUGCUGCUCACCGCGACAGUGGACGGUGCGCAUGGCGGGCGAACCGCACCAACGCGUAUACUAUGCUACCAUCCCCAUACCUGGUUUCGAGUAUGUGGUAGCAAGUGGGGUCGGGCAAACGAAGUUCGGAGCUCAUCUGCGUGGUGCCAUGCACGCGCUGGCCAUUCUGCGCCGCAUCGACCCCAAUUACGAGGAUACGUACAGCGCCGCGAAGAUGUUGCUGGUGUUGAACCUGAACAAGCUCAUAGACGAUGAGCGCGGCAGCCCGAGCGAGGACCUGGACGACUUCAACCUGGACGCCUUCAGCACUCUGCCCAGUAUCACCUCAGAGGCGCAACGAGUGGACAACAUGCGAGCGAGGCGCUUCCGCUUCCGAAUGCAUAGGUUAUUUGCCCGCGAUGUCGCCAGGUCGAAGGCGAACGAAACCGCUCUCAGCGAGGACGGCAAGCGACGCGCGGUGGAGCUGUACGCGUUGUGCUGCGGUGUGUCGAAGCCGGUGGAAAGGUCACUGGUGCGGCUGAUGCCGAGGCACGAGGAGGCAAGCGAGGUGGCGCCGGUCAUGUCGUCGUCUGAGCUGAAGCUGGAGGUGAAGGUGGAGAGCGCCAGCGACGAGGACGCGAAGGUGCGACGCGUGCGGACCGGGGCAACCUAUGCGACGUCCGUCUCCCUCACCGACGAGGACGGCCACGAAUGGUCGGCGCGGGGGGAUGGCUUUGGUCCCAACGACAACCAAAGCGCCGCUUACGACAAACUCUACGAUGCCUUAGUGAAGGACGUUCCGGUGAUGCGCAAGUUGACAGAGAUACUGCAGUCAAACUCGUUGUUGCGGGUAGAGGACGUUCCAUCGCUGAAGGUUCCCGUCUCGGUAAGCGAGCGCAUACAGGCGUGUCUGCGAAAUCAAAAAGAUCUACUCCAAACCGAGAGCGAGACGGGCGCCUUGGACACGCAGAAAUUAGAUGAGGCUUUCGACAAGCGGUGGAAGCUGCGGCAGAGCUACAUGCUGGAGCUGCAGGAGCGGCACGGGUCGGAGGUGCAGCGAGAGCCGGAGGAGAGCGAGAAGGCGGCCCUCAUAGCAGCGGAGUCCGCCUCGCUGCUGGAGCGGCUGCAGCAGCGCAUCACCAACCCUGUGUACUUGGAGAAGUACGCGCUGAAGCGCGCCAGGCUGAGCAUCGCCGAGCAUCAAGCCGAAAUUCUGCAGUGUGUUCGCAGCAACUCUGUUGUCAUCAUCUGCGGUACCACCGGCUGCGGCAAGACAACGCAGAUCCCACAGUACAUUCUGGAUGCCGUGACGCAGGAAGGCCGCGGUGGGAGCUGUCACGUUCUCGUGACGCAGCCACGACGUUUGAGCGCACUGUCGAUCGCCAGACGCGUCGCCGAGGAACGUCUGGAAACGAUUGGUCAGUCAACAGGGUACAUCAUCCGCUUCGACAGUCACCCCGGUCAGCACAUCACUUUCGUCACACCAGGCGUGUUGCUUCGCCUGCUGCGUGCCAUGCCGACGUUGCCGGAGUACACGCACAUCAUCAUCGACGAGAUCCACGAGCGCGACCUGUUCACGGACUUUCUGUUGGUGCUCUUGCGUGACCUGGUCGCGCAGCGGCCUGACCUGCGCCUCAUCCUCAUGAGUGCCACGUUGCAGGCCAGCGAGUUCCAGCGCUACUUCAACGAUGCACCACUGAUCCAGGUGUACGGCUACGCGUUCCCCGUAAAGGAGCUCUUCGUGGAGGAUCUUGUCCCCUUCGCACGGGAGCACCAGCGCAUGACGCCUCUUCUCAUGGAAGUGGAGGCGACAGCCUCCUCGAGUGAAAGUAGCAGCGAGCGACUGGAGCUGCCUCAACUCCCGCCGAGCUCGCUUACCGCGGCGCAGACUGCGGCGGAGGCGGGUCGCGGCCUGUUCGUGGAUUGCAGCUCUCCCCUGUGCUACGACGUCUUGGAGGUGACCUCGCCGCUUGACUUCCAGACUGUGCGAUUUGCCGUCGAGCAGGCAACCCGUAUGAUCGAUCUGUCCGACUCAUCCAUCCUCGUCUUCCUACCCGGGUGGACAGAGAUCAAGCUGAUGCAGCAGCUACUGGAGCGUAACCCCGCCUUUUACAUCUUACCGCUGCACUCCGCCCUGGGGCAGGAAGCGCAACUGCGCUGCUUUCUUCCGGCCCCGCCGGGGAAGACGAAGGUGAUUCUAUCCACCAAUAUUGCGGAGAGCGGCGUCACGAUCGACGACGUGGCCGUCGUGAUCGACUGCGGGCGCGUCAAAGAAAAGAGCUUUGCGACGAGGACUAGGGUGGUCAUCCCACGCGCGAAAGACACGGGUUACGAUUACUGCCACGUUACAGACAACAGCAGGGUCACCAAAGUUGUCGACGAUAACGUGCGGGCGCAGGACCGCUUUUCGCAGCUGUUGGAAGUUUGGGCGAGCCGCGCCAAUUGCGUGCAGCGCCGCGGACGCGUCGGACGCACUCGGCCGGGUGUGUGUAUUCGCCUCUACUCCCGUGAGCACUUUGAGCGUCUGCACCACUACCAAACUCCUGAGAUGCUCCGCACUGCCCUGGACCAGCUGUGCUUGACCGUCCUCGCGCUGAGAGUCGGCACCCCCGCAGAGUUUCUCAGUCGUGCCCUUGAGCCGCCACUAGAGUCAGAGGUGAGCGCGGCGUUGCGGCGGCUGACGGCGUUGGGUGCGGUGACAACGGAAGGGCAGCUCACUGCCCUCGGCCAUCGUCUCUCCCAACUUCCGAUGGAGCCUGAAACAGGCAAGAUGCUUCUCCUCGGCGUCGCGCUGAACUGUCUCGACUCUGCCUUGACGUUGGCUGCCACGAGCGAGGGGGAUGUUUUUGUUUCCUCAAGGGACGAGCGGACCGCUGUGCGCCUACAUCGCGAAGACCUCUCCAUGGGCACAUUCUCCGACAGCCUCGCCUCGGUGAAUGCAUACAACUUCUGGGCCACGUCAACGCUGAGCAAGACACCGGUGCAACUGGCCGAAGACCUCAAGAACCGCUGCCUCAGCGUCCCAAAUCUGUUACGGUGCUCCCGACUGAAGCAUCACUUUUUCGCUCUGCUCGUAGACUCGGGUAUCGUGCCGCUGGAGAACUACAAGGCGAUUAGGAUGGCGAAUGCCUCGAAGCAGCACGUAAACCAAGUGUUCAUUGAUACCUCCGACUAUUCGCGCAACGCCCUUGAUGUGGGACUCAUGAAGGCGAUUAUUGCGGCGGGCCAUUUUCCUAAGAUCGCCCUCCUUGCCGGGAGAGCCGUCAUGCGCAUGAACUUCGAGAAUUUCAUUCAGGUCUCCAGCGACAGCGUGGUGCAAAAAUCAGACUGUCAGCCCACCUUUAAUCCGUUCUUUGUGUAUGGAGAACUGAAGCGCUACAACGAAGUGAAGACGCUGCGCUGCGGAAAUCUCACGAUGGUGUCGUUGUGGGCGCUUCUGUUUAUGGGCGACCGGCAGAUGCCGAUCGACUACAUACAAGACCUGAGUCUGUGUGUGAUGGACGGGUGGAUUUUCUUUCGUGUCUCGCUUCGUGAGCUGGAGCAAAUACGUAAGUUCAAGGCGCUGUUUGAUCGCCGGUUGAGCCGUAAGUUCACGGACCCUGAAGACUCCGUAAACAACGCGCAGCUAGAGGUUAUCUGCGGCAUAUUGAGCGACUUGAUGAACACCUCGUUUUAUCCCAGUCCCAUGCUGUUUCCAACGAUGCUCUGGGGUGAAGCGGGGACGAUUAUUGCGCCCAACGUGAACAAGGAGGUGAACUUUGCGGACGACGGCGAGAGCAGUCCGCAAGACGAAUUCUCCGAUGAAGAAGGCGAGUUGGAGUGA